AAGAAAAAGCAACAUCGUUUUCAAGGAAACAGUAGAGAGAGUUGAGUGUGCCAUGCCAACGUCACAUAAAUGCAGAUGCAGAUGCUCUCAAAUCACUCCUCCCCCAUGCCCACCUUUCCCUCCUCUAGGGUUUCUCUUUUUUUCUUCUGAUUUUCUCUUUUCUUUUCAUUUCAUUUCACAAAUUGCGUAAAUUCUAAACACAUUACCUCCUUAAAUUCAAUCCUGGGUUAUGCUGAAUUUGGGUCAGUUUGGGAUUGAAGAACAGAAAAUGGAUGGCUGACAUUUUCCCUUCUUUUUUUUUUUGAACAAAAAAAAAAAGAGUGCAUUUUGAUGAGUGAUAUGAAGGUGAGAAGUGGGUUUUGCGCGUGGCCAGAUGGGAGACAACUUUGCUUUAGAAAAGGUCUUCUAUACGGAUUUAUGCGAUUAUUUUCUAUACCAUUAAAAACAUUGCGUGGAGCUAGUCGGUCACUGAGGGUAGAUCAGUUUUGCAGUGUAGUGAAUAUUUCUUCCUCAUUACAGAUUGAAUUGGUACCAUGCCUCAGGGACAAUUAUGCUUAUCUUUUACAUGAUCUGGAUACUGGUACAGUUGGUGUUGUUGAUCCCUCUGAAGCUGCGCCUAUCAUAGAUGCUUUAAGCAAGAAAAAUCGAAAUUUGACAUACAUACUAAACACUCACCACCAUCAUGAUCACACUGGUGGAAAUGCAGAGUUAAAAGAAAGGUAUGGGGCAAAGGUAAUUGGUUCUGGGAUAGACAAAGAAAGAAUUCCUGGUAUUGAAAUCUAUUUGAGUGAUGGAGAUAAGUGGAUGUUUGCUGGCCAUGAGGUGCAUGUAAUGGCCACACCUGGUCACACCCAAGGCCACAUAAGCUUCUACUUUCCUGGAUCUGGGGCAAUAUUUACAGGAGACACCUUGUUCAGCUUAUCAUGUGGCAAGCUCUUUGAAGGAACCUCUGAACAGAUGCUAUCCUCUCUUAAAAAGAUCAUGUCUUUGCCAGACGAUACAAGUAUAUACUGUGGUCAUGAAUAUACAUUGAGUAAUUUAAAGUUUGCAUUGUCUAUAGAACCUGAAAACAAGGAACUUCAAUCCUAUGCUGCCCAUGUAACUCACCUUAGAAAUAAGGGCUUGCCCACGAUUCCGACUACGGUGAAGAUGGAAAAGGCUUGCAAUCCAUUCCUUCGCACUUGGAGUAUAGAAAUCCGGCAAAAAAUAAAUAUUUCAGUCACAGCAGAUGAUGCAGAAGUCUUGGGUAUUAUUAGGCAAGCAAGGGAUAAUUUUUAGAAUUUUUUAAUUAAAAUUUUAAAAUUCUUCUAAGGAUACUCAUUCUGUAUAGAUUAGGUUAAU
Messenger RNA from Gastrolobium bilobum, 1341 nucleotides. Its product is annotated as probable hydroxyacylglutathione hydrolase 2, chloroplastic. The transcript is spliced from 8 exons. Bases 331 to 1278 code for a protein of 315 amino acids. Gene Ontology annotation, molecular function: hydroxyacylglutathione hydrolase activity. Lineage: Eukaryota; Viridiplantae; Streptophyta; Magnoliopsida; Fabales; Fabaceae. The record is from RefSeq and is a predicted model, not a curated record.